This is a messenger RNA of Lucilia sericata (common green bottle fly), 2193 nucleotides long. RefSeq lists its product as uncharacterized. The record is from RefSeq and is a predicted model, not a curated record. Lineage: Eukaryota; Metazoa; Arthropoda; Insecta; Diptera; Calliphoridae. The transcript is spliced from 4 exons. Gene Ontology annotation, biological process: regulation of transcription by RNA polymerase II. Gene Ontology annotation, cellular component: nucleus. Bases 333 to 2147 code for a protein of 604 amino acids. Gene Ontology annotation, molecular function: protein dimerization activity.
UACCAAAAUUGUCUUUAUAUUGAGACAAUAAUGGUCAUGUAAAAAAUGAAUGCAAGACAGAUGAUCAUUUCGUUUUCAAAAUAUGAGUUUUUUAGUAUACAGUAAAUGUCAAACUCCAUACAAACACACUGACAGAAAAAUAUAAAACUGUUACCAUAUUAAUUCGCUUAAGAAUGAGAGCAAACAAUAUAAAUAACUGUUUUUUGUGUCAAAAAAACAUAUAUUUUUUAUUUGCAAUUUAAAAUUUGAAAGAAACGAAACAGCAACAUAAAUAAAUUAGAAAUAAAAGAAACUUGUCAGAUUUGCGUUCAAAUAAUUAUAAAAAGUGUAAAAUGCCUCGUCAAAAAAGUUUUUUAUACAGAAAAUUUUUUAGAGUUGAAGCCAACACCAAUUACAACAAGUGCACAAUAAUAGAAAAUGAACGUGUUUGUGGGAAAAUCUUAAGGAGUGACCACGGAUCGAACUUAGCGAGUCAUAUAAAAUCCGUCCACAAAAGUACUUGGGCCAAAAUAGAAAAAAAUUCUAUAACAGAACCAGAGAAUCAACCCUCAACUUCGAACAGAUCUGUUGCAAACAUGCUCCAGACUAAAAUAGCCAUUAAUAUUAACAAAGAAGUUUUACUUAAAUCCUGUGUAGAGCUCUGUUCUGUGAAUGGAAGACCAUUUUCUAUUGUGGAGGACUCAGGAUUUCGUAGCAUUGUAGACCCAAUUAUACAAAAAUUAGAUAUGACUUUGAAUCGUCGGGUCGUUAAAGAUCAAGUACUUCGGAAAUUCGAUGGUAUUGUAAAUACAAUUUCUAAUGAGAUUAGUGGCAAAUUACUAUCUCUUAAAAUUGAUGGCCUCACACAUUUGAAUAGAGCAUUUCUCGGUAUCAAUGUGCAGUAUAUUAAGAAUAAAAAAAUUGUUCUUCGGACUUUAGCUGUGGCAGAAUUAUUCGAACGCCACACAGCUGAAUAUCUCAAAGACGUUAUUUUAACCACCCUCAAGAAAUACAAGAUAUCAGCAGACCAAAUUUAUACAUGCACCACCGACAACGGUCGGAAUAUGCUUAAAUGUGUUUCGCUAAUAAACGAAAAUGUAACCGAAUUAGAAGACGAGGUGAUAAAUGAAGAAUUUGAUGACACUUUGAAUGAUUUUAAAUUAAAUACAAGAUGUAUAGGAGUUCGAUGUGCUGCACAUACUCUGCAAUUAGCUGUUAAUUGCGUUUUAAAAGAAAAACUAAUGGAGAAGGUAACGUCGACCGUAAGAACCGUGGUUAAAAAACUUAGAACUCCUAAUGUUGGCAUUCUGUUGAAAAAUGAGGGAUUAAACAAACCGACAAUUGAUUGCGUAACACGUUGGUCUUCUACUUAUGAAAUGCUGGAAUCAAUUAACGGAAAUAAAAUAAAACAAUUUUGCCAGGAAAUGUCUCAAAAAAGUGAUGACUUUUUUAUUUCACAAGAAAUGUGGAAGAGCAUCUCAGAUGCCGUUGAUACGUUGCGACCCGCCAAUAUUGCCACUAAAACGUUGCAAAUGGAGCAACUUACAUUUGGCGAUGCGUAUGCCGCUUGGUGCAAUUGCAAAUUGCAAUUGCAAAAAAUUAAAACAAAUUUUUCCAAUAAUUUAAUAGAACAUAUGAAAAAUAAGGAAAAUAUUUUAUUUGAAAAUGACGCGUUCAUUGGUGCAAUAUUUAUGGAUCCACGCUGGAACGUGGUACUUAAAAACUCUUUAAAGGAACGUGCCAUAGAACACGUUAUUUCUGUAAUAGAUAAAAUGAAUAGUCUUACUCAGACCGAUUGCAUACUUGUAACCGAUGGUGAAAUGAAUAAUAGUUCAUCGUCUAUAGACAGUUUGGAAGCAAUAUUACAAAAUAUAGAAAAGGAAAAUUAUGGCAAAAAUGCAUCAAUAAGAGAAUUAUUAAACGAAUUUUCAAAAGAAAAAAGACUCUGUCUUCAUGACAACGUUAUUCAAUGGUGGGAAGACAGAAGAGAAAUAAAAUCACAGCUGUACAAUAUUGCAAUGGUUCUACUUGCCGUUCCAGCAACGCAAGUCAGUGUGGAACGUCUUUUUUCUGGUGUUAAAUUUUUAAUGAAUCCAAGCCGAAAUCGUCUGGAUGAAGAUAGUUUAAAUGCAAUAGUGGUGAUACGCUCCAACAAGGACUUAUUUUAACAUGAUAACUUUAUAUGUAUUUCUUUAUUUUAAAUUAACACAAAUA